AUGAAGUUCGGGAAGGAACUGGCUUCCCAGAAGGUUCAAGAAUGGGGGGAAGCAUACAUGGAUUACAACGAUCUAAAGGGAGUUCUGAAAGAUAUUUCGAGAUUCCGGCGGCGGAACGCGGCGGCGCAAUCAUCUGUUCCGGCGGCGGCGGAGACGCGCAAGAAUUCGUUGAAGAGAAGGAUGUCCAUGUACCGGGCUUUCAGCGGGCUGACGAAUCGAGGCACUCCGAGGAGCGAUCAUGAAGAUGAAAUUAUACUGGUGAAUGCUGUGGAGCAGGAAGGGAUUGGAGGGGCGCCGCAGUAUCAGACAAUGUUCCUUAUGUCCUCAGAAGCGGGAGGAGAAUACGAGCUGGUGUUCUUCAGAAGGCUUGACGAUGAGUUGAAUAAAGUUGUUAGGUUUUACAGAGAAAAGGUGGAGGAAGUGAGGAAGGAGGCGGAUGAGCUAAGCAAGCAAAUGGAUGCACUUAUAGCUCUCCGCAUCGUCGUAGAAAUGCCAUCGCUGGAUAUCAAUGCCGACCAGACAACAGAUUCUGCAGCCAUUGAAGCUAAUAAGUCACAUAUGGAUGCCAUACAAGAAAUUGAGAUGAGCGGUGAAGAGGUUAUUGCAGGAAUGGGUAAUGAGAACGUAAGGAUUAUUGAAGAGAAGACGAGUAACAACUUCAGAGAUUUCAGGCCUGCUCAGUUACACAUGUUGUACGAUGUAAGAGUCAACAUCCAACCUGAAACUCCCAUAUCCACUUUGAAGAAAAUUUUGAAGGCAUCAAACUCUCAACUCAAGUACAGCCUGCCUGAGCUAAGGAAGGCUGAAGAAAGAUUGAGAAAGGCAUUCAUGGAGUUCUAUGGAAAGCUUAGACUUCUCAAGAGUUACUGUUUCUUGAACACAUUGGCAUUUUCCAAGAUCAUGAAGAAAUAUGACAAGAUCACUUCAAGGAAAGCUUCAAGGUCAUACCUAGAGAUGGUUGAUAAGUCUUAUCUUGGAAGCUCUGAUGAGGUUAGUAGACUCAUGGAAAGAACAGAAGCCACAUUCAUAAAGCACUUUGCCAAUGGAAAUAGAAGGAAAGGAAUGAGUGUUUUAAGGCCUCAUGUGAAGCGCGAGAAGCACAGAAUCACAUUUUUUCUUGGCUUGUUCUCAGGCUGUUCAAUAGCAUUAGUUGCAGCUAUUAUUGUUUCUAUACAUGCUAGAAAUCUUCUUCAACACAAGGGGAGUGAUCAGUUUAUGGAAAAUAUAUUCCCACUUUAUAGUUUAUUUGUAUUCAUUGUCCUACAUAUGAUCAUGUAUGCUGGGGACAUAUACUUUUGGAGGCGAUACCGCAUAAAUUACCCCUUUAUAUUUGGCUUCAAGCAAGGAUCAGAACUUGGUUAUCGAGAAGUUCUCCUCCUUGCUUCAGGCAUUUUUGUACUUGCUUUGGCUGCUGUUCUCUCGCACUUGGAUAUGGAAAUGGACCCUGUAACAAGAAGCUAUAAGGUGCUCACCGAGUCAGUUCCAUUGAUCCUGAUUUCUGUUCUGCUAAUAAUAACAUUCUGCCCUCUCAACAUCGUGUAUCGAUCAAGUCGUUUCUUCCUCAUCAGAUGCGCCUGGCACUGCAUCUGUGCUCCUCUUUUUAAAGUGACCCUGCCUGAUUUUUUCUUGGCAGAUCAACUUACCAGCCAGGUUCAGGCCAUCUGUUACUAUGGAUGGGGAAACUUCAGACAAAGAAUAAACAAAUGUCAGGACAGUGAUGUGUAUGAAAUCUUUUAUAUGAUUGUAGCAGCAAUCCCAUUCGUUGUUCGGUUACUUCAGUGCCUUCGUCGCUUGUUCGAGGAGAAAGACAAUAGCCAAGGGCUGAAUGGUCUCAAGUACUUCACAACAGUGGCUGCACUGGUGCUAAGAACACUGUAUGAGCUAAAGAAAGGAACAACUCUGAAAGUCCUGGCAGCAGUCUUUUCAGGGAUCACGACCAUCACCAAUACGUACUGGGACAUUGUUAGAGAUUGGGGUCUGUUGCAGAGGAACUCCAAGAACCCUUGGUUGAGGGACAAGCUCCUUGUUCCAAACAAGGCUGUCUACUUUGUUGCAAUUGUGGUGAACAUCAUUUUGAGGCUGGUAUGGAUGCAAAUGUUUCUGGAUUUUAGUGAUUCAUUCCUCCAUAGGAAAGCCAUUGUUGCCAUUGUUGCCUGUCUGGAAAUCAUCCGCCGCGGCAUUUGGAACUUUUUCAGGUUGGAGAAUGAGCAUCUGAAUAACGUUGGCAAAUAUCGAGCAGUCAAGUCUGUGCCAUUGCCGUUUAACCAUGAAGUAGACAAGACCAUAUAA
Molecule: messenger RNA, 2289 nt
Organism: Ipomoea triloba (trilobed morning glory)
Lineage: Eukaryota; Viridiplantae; Streptophyta; Magnoliopsida; Solanales; Convolvulaceae
Product: phosphate transporter PHO1 homolog 3-like
Exons: 12
Coding region: 1-2289 (762 amino acids)
Biological process (GO): phosphate ion transport; cellular response to phosphate starvation
Cellular component (GO): cytoplasm; plasma membrane; trans-Golgi network
Molecular function (GO): inositol hexakisphosphate binding
Source: RefSeq, a predicted model, not a curated record